Molecule: messenger RNA, 1671 nt
Organism: Penicillium paradoxum
Lineage: Eukaryota; Fungi; Ascomycota; Eurotiomycetes; Eurotiales; Aspergillaceae
Exons: 4
Coding region: 1-1671 (556 amino acids)
Source: RefSeq, a predicted model, not a curated record
AUGGCGAAAGCGCUUCCAAUUGGACUUAAGGGAUACGAUCAGAAGAUGGAGGGUGCUCCCAAUAACUCGAUUCAGUGGGAAACUUAUCGAGAGGGUGUCCGAUCCCAGCUGGCAAAUUUUGAGUCCCUGCCACACGAUGGCUUUGCAUUGACACGGUCUUAUCAGGUUGUCCUUGACAACAACGAGACUUUGACCCAGUAUUGCUCGGAUGAGCCCCUCGAAAGUUAUACUCUCGAGGCACGUCUGAGGGAAACUUUGGGCAUCCGUCCUUCGUCUUCAUCGGACUCUGAAUCACCCAGAAGCCAGACUCAUCCCUCAGUUAGCUGGGUCAACAUCUUCCGGCACGGCAAGUUCGAAAAGCAAGAGAAUGGCUCCUAUCACUGUUACGAUCAGGGAAAAUUGGUCCAGAUUGACGAGGCACUUCACAAAAAUAUUCUUGUCAACCGAUGUUUUCUUCCUGCAAAUUCGUACAUGUGGCCAAGCCAUGCCGAUGUUGAAAGAGAGUCAGAAGUCACCCUGGCAGUAGAGGCAGAUGUUAUCGAAGAACUGAAUAAGCAGAUAAAAUAUGUGGAGAGACUGAAGCGACUUCAGCUGUCGCUGAGAAGACGUCGAAUCAAGCUGGAAGCCAUUCGAGAUCCGGCCAAAAGAUCGCAAACACUGCAAAUACCCGGAUUAGGCAUUCCUCAGCCGAAGUUUUCAAUUAAGACUGACGAUAUCCGUCCACGAAGCACAUCGGCAAGCUCGGGUGUCUCAAGCGGAUCUGAUAUACCCUUUGCCGGCCCCCGCGACGACUCGAAUCCAACUUCAUUAGGCAGUGGUGGGGAUGCAGUCAAACAGUCAAGUCAACAAGAACCUUCAAAUUCGGCCACGCAAAGCAACCAGACAGUAUAUGAUCAGGGGAAGGGGGUGCCAGUACCUGCGCAUGUCGGCAACAAAACCUUCGAGUUCAUCCACGUCCAUGGUGAUGACAGCCGUCAAUCGACCCCGAUCAUUUCAACCAACCAGACCCGCGAUAAUACACCAAACUCUCAGCGAACGCAAGGGGACGGAUCAGGAAAACACCAGAUGCUUGACCCUCGGGGCCUGAUGGAACCGCCUCCGAAAAAGCAAAAGACCGACACUGCUCGCUCAUCAGCAGAUAUCGCAACAAUUGAACUUGGUGAAGAACUAGCAAUGUGGAAGGAAAAGCUCGAUACGCCCAACAAGCCACCACCGCCGUCCUCGAAUGCAGGAAAGGGAGGCAAAGGAAAAAAGAGAAUACGAAAAAACUUCACUGAAUACGAGAGGGAGCACGCUCCAGGCUGGUUCAAGAGCCAGGUAGCCGCAGGGAAAUCCUCGGUUGAAGUCGAGAAAGCCUACGUUGAAACAUUUGGUGUCUUCCACCGUUAUCUCACUAUCAAGCUUUGGGUCGAUCGAAUGGAUGAAAAGGCCUCUCAGGAACCAAACAUGAGCAAAAUUGUGGUAUUGAAAUCAAGUCAGGAACCCUCAACCACCCAGGCACCAUCAGCAGCAGCACCACCACCUCCUAGCCCGUCCCUUGCUACCCCGCCGCCCUAUGUAUCCCCUUAUGGAACGGAUAACCGAAGCCCUUCUGUCCCAGCCACUCUGAAUUGGCCUUCUCAGACAUCUGCCACAACUCCCAGGAAGAGCGGCCUUCCAAACAUUGACUAA